Messenger RNA from Menidia menidia (Atlantic silverside), 3901 nucleotides. Lineage: Eukaryota; Metazoa; Chordata; Actinopteri; Atheriniformes; Atherinopsidae. The record is from the annotation of a GenBank genome assembly.
UUGAAACCACGUGACCUAUGUUUACAUCCUCCUCUCAGCUGUUUCUUUCUUCGUCCACUCCGACACAACGGUUCACCGUAACUACUUCAGCUUUCCAUCCCAACUCGCUCGUUAGCUGACUAAACACGAAGUCAUUAAGUUAAAAGCCUGUCAACGUGGCUGUCACUGACUGUCGCAUUGCACGGGGCAUCCAGUUGCAAGGGCUCACUUCCUGCCUAGACAUGAGCAUUGUCUGAACCCAUAUUUAAAAAGCUCCUUCAGCCCGGCUACAUCUCCAUGCUGCUGUGAGGAGGACUAACUCAUCCUGUGAACAAGCUCAGCCCUUGUGCGUGUCGUCUGUUAUCACCAUGGGGGGAGCUGUGAGCGCCGGAGAGGACAAUGACGAUCUCAUUGACAACCUGAAGGAAGCUCAGUAUAUCCGCACAGAAAAAGUCGAGCAGGCUUUUCGGGCCAUAGACCGCGGUGACUACUAUCUGGACGGUUAUCGGGACAGUGCCUACAAAGACUUGGCGUGGAAGCAUGGCAACAUACACCUGUCCGCUCCGUGCAUAUACUCUGAGGUUAUGGAGGCCCUCAAACUGCAGCCAGGACUUUCUUUCCUUAAUCUUGGCAGUGGAACUGGCUACCUGAGCACGAUGGUUGGCCUCAUCAUAGGACCAUUUGGCGUGAACCACGGAGUUGAGCUCCACAAGGAUGUUGUUGAAUAUGCCAGACAGAAACUGGAUGACUUCAUAAAGAAUAGUGACAGCUUUGAUAAGUUUGAGUUCUGCGAACCUGUCUUUGUGGUGGGAAAUUGCCUUGAAAUCUCAACAGACAGUCACCAAUACGAUCGCAUUUAUUGUGGUGCUGGAGUUCAGAAAGACCAUGAAAAUUACAUGAAAGUGCUGCUCAAAAUUGGAGGCGUACUGGUGAUGCCUAUAGAGGACCAGCUGACCCAGAUAACCAGGACCGGACAGUGUACAUGGGAGAGCAAAAACAUCUUGGCGGUGUCCUUUGCCCCCUUGGUGCAGCAGAGCAGAGCAGAUGGAGAGAAGCCCGACACCGUGCAGCUGCCCCCGGUGACCGUCCGCAGCCUUCAGGACCUCUCCCGGAUCUACAUCCGCCGCACUCUCAGAAACCUGGCCAGCGAGGACAGUCAGGGGAAGGGGGUGGUGCAGAGAGUCCCCCAAAAGCGCAAGCGCAGGCGUUGCCGGCGACGACGCAUCAACACCUACGUUUUCGUAGGCAACCAACUCAUCCCCCAAAUGGUGGAGAGUGAGGAGGAGGAACACGCCGAGGAAGAGCACAAGGAAGUGGAGGAGGAGGAGGAAAGGGACAUUGGCGACAUCGAAAUCCUCAAGCAAGUGAACGUAUUGAGAGAACAAAUCAUGGCUCUGCCGCUGCCUGAGUCAUUGAAAGCAUAUUUGCUGUAUUACAGAGAGAAAUGACUGAGUCACUGGAUGUCCGCUCUUAAUGGGCACAGCACCUGCUGAGAUGAUUUUUCUUCACCCUUUUUCAGUGCAAAUGUAGCAUUAUUAUCACUUAAUCUUGAUGGCAACACUGUAUUGAAAAGAGAUGUCAUAGAUAAUAUUGGAUAAUAAUGUUAUGAUUGUCAUAGGUGUUAGUUUUUAUUGCUGAUUUGUAUUUGUAGAUAUGUAUAUAUUUCUAUAUACAUACAUACAUACAUAUAUGCAUAUAUAUAUAUGUAUGUAUGUAUAAAAGAAAAAAAGUCUACUAAAUGGUCAGUUUCAGAAACCAAUUUUGAGAUUCAGAUUUUAUCGCAAUGUCAGGAUUUCUGCAGAAAUGUGCAGAUAACAAAUUGUAUAAAACUAUAUUUGUUAAGAUUUGAUCAUGCUAGAAUGAAGACUUUUACUGCACCUUUUUUUAGAAGCUUUAACCUUCUGUCAGUGUCUGGUUUAAUCACGCUGAAAGCAGCAAAAGACACUGAAAAGGCAAACAAGGACACGUUCUCCCAUUUUGAGUUAAAGAGUAAGAGGUUCUUGCAAAAUCUGAAAUGGAGCACUUACCUUAUGUUAUUACUAGGUUAAUGUAUUUUAUACCUUCCUGUACCAAAAUAUAACUGAAAAGACUAGAUUGGUUCACAUGUUUUUCUACAGGGCACCUUUUAGUGUGACAUUUUCUAUGGGCUGCUUACAUCAUUGUGGUUUCUUGCCAUUAGUAGAAAUGUUUUUGAUAGAUGUAAGCCCUCUUCUCUUUGUGUUUGUUAACCAUUAUGGAUGCAUACAGAUGAUAACAUCAGAGGGUUAAUGUAGUGACAAGAUGGAGGACAAAUGCUUCAAGGUGUUCAUAUUUUCAGAUUUUUGAAAACGAAUUGACGAUGGAGAGAUGUUGGUCAAUGCAUGAUUAUAUUGUACAUGUUUUGGGUUUCCUGAUUUUGCUUUGUAUCUUCCGUAUUGGUCCCUGGAGGAGCUGUCCUGAGUGAUCAAGUUUGGAAGUGUUUCUAUAAAUAAAAAAAAGAAAAAUGGAAAAAAAAAGAUUUAAAGAUGAUUAAUCAGUUAGAUGGCCUUGAGACAAAUGUUGAGUUCUGUAUAGUACUGUUGUUUCUGGGUUUUUCUUCUUCUUUUUAUCCAGAACAAUGCAAAACCAUAUUCAGAUUUGAGGAUUUGGACGCCUUUUGUAUCCUGGACUAUGGUUGUGUCCAACAAAGCACCUUAAUCUACAGUCCUCAAGUUGAAAAAAAAAAAAAGAACAUCAAGGUGCCAUUUUUCUGGCUUAUAUUGUGGAUUGGACCCGUGUUGAUGUAAGCCCAGCAUAAGUAGAACAUGUUUGCAGAAUUGCCCUGAGAGUGACGGCUUUUAAGUGCCAACAUGCCCCAUCACAUCAGGAAUUCUGUAAUCUUCCUGGCACAAGGCAGGGGAGGGGGGGGGGGGGGUGAUUUAAAAAAAAAAAAGAAAACAUUCCACAGUGAAAAAGAAAAAUGGCAGAGCACUGAUAUUCACAGGUUUUCUUCAUGGUUUACAGUCCCACGGUAGGAGAAUUUCCUUUAACUUGCUUUGAAUGCAUAAUUCAGCAUUCAGGACGCUGGGUGGAAUGUGGUUGAUAUCUUGAUUCUAUCCAAUGUAUAGUGAUAUAUAGAGUGUGUACUGUUAUAUGAUUUUGCAUACAGUUUAAUUAGCGGUUUAUUUGUUGUAGAGCCCUCUUGCUGUACUGUAUCUUGACACUGGGAACUCUGUAGAUCAAAACACCACUGCUGUCUGUUACAUAGAUGAAAUGUAUUAGUACUAGAUCCUCAUUUUGUUCCGAUGUCAUGGAAAAGUCUGUGUGACAACAAGGCUGAGUAUUCUAUUUGUUGAUUUUGUGAGCGAGGGGGUAAAACUCUAUUUUCUGUAUCUUUCUUUGUUUUGUUUUUUUCACAGUAUUUGCAGAGCUUUGAAAGUAAGCAAUAAUGGAAUAAUUUCUCAGAUACAAACGACUAAUGAAAACAUAACAGUCCCAUUUGAUUUGCAUAGUAUAAGUUCAAAUCCACAUGACCAAUUACAGCCAUACAGCAGUUUAUACACCUAAAAUAUAGUUACGAAUUAGAGAGCGCAUUGAGUACUGAAAGCAGCGGACCGACAGGCUCAACUCUCAGGUCGCGCCUUCACCAAAGUUAUUGCAACUGUUGUGAUUUUUUUUGUUUAAUGUGGAUGGGAUUGGGAUAGAUAAAUGGCACCUAAUAUAAACCAAGCUGUAAUCUACUCUGUGCUCUUACUUGGCAUUUUUUCUUUUUGUUUAGAGCCAAACAGUCCUUUUGCUGUUCGUCAGGCCUAGGUUAAAUUCCGUAGUGUGUGCAGUUCAUUUUGAAAAUGUAUUGUUUCACCAUUAAUGUGUGGCACAAAAAUAAAGGUCACAAUCACAGCUUGUGUGUUCAAAUCACUAACUUUUCUUCCCCGACAGAAUGGAUGUUUUUCCUCUUACUGGA